Lathyrus sativus (Indian pea) is the source of this 1992-nucleotide messenger RNA. NCBI's taxonomy places the organism in Eukaryota, Viridiplantae, Streptophyta, Magnoliopsida, Fabales, Fabaceae. The record is from the annotation of a GenBank genome assembly.
AUGGAAGGUGAACAAGUAAACGUUAUAAUUGACCUAGUCAAUGAGAUUUCCAACAUCUCUGACUUCAGGCCUAUGGUGAAGAAACAGUAUUGUAAUUUAGCACGAAGGUUGAAGCUCUUGAUCCCUUUGUUCGAGGAGAUUCGGGAUAUGAAAGAUUCAAUCCCUGAUCACACUUCAAAAGCUCUGAUUUUGUUUAAACAAGCUUUGGAAUCAGCUAGGGAGCUUCUCAGAUUUGGAAGCGAAGGAAGCAAGAUUUACAUGGUCCUUGAGCGAGACCAGAUUAUGAACAAAUUCUAUGACGUGACAGCUCGGUUGGAACAAUCACUGGAUGGAAUUUCCUAUGAUAAACUUGAUAUAUCAGAUGAAGUUAAAGAGCAGGUUGAACUAGUUCUUGCUCAGUUUCGAAGAGCAAAAGCGAGAGUUGAUGAACCAGAUAUCAAGUUGUAUGAAGAUAUUUCAUCCCUUUACAACAAUAGCAGUGACGCAGCAACAGAUUCAGCUGUACUAAGUCGACUAGCCGACAAAUUGCAAUUGAUGGGAAUAGCCGAUCUUACUCAAGAAUCACUCGCUUUGCAUGAGAUGGUGGCAGUAAGUAGUGGGGACCCAGGGGCGCGCAUUGAGAAAAUGUCAAUGUUAUUGAAGAAGAUAAAGGAUCACGUGCAAAUAGAAAACCUUGUCAAGGACGAUACUAUAAUAGCAAAGGGCGUUUCUUCAGGAUUUCAAGGACUAGGGAAAAAUGAUAUGAAUCAUCAGGCUGCUGUUAUCCCAAGUGAUUUUAAAUGUCCGAUUUCCUUGGAAUUGAUGACGGAUCCUGUCAUUGUUUCAACAGGACAGACUUACGAGCGUUCCUGUAUUGAGAAGUGGUUGCAAGACGGGCACAUGACAUGCCCAAAAACACAGCAGUCUCUCACCAGUACUGUUCUCACACCCAACUAUGUCUUACGCAGCCUGAUAGAACAAUGGUGUGAAGCCAAUGGCAUAGAGCCACCAAAACGACCCAGCACUUCUGAGCCAAGUAAAUCAGCAUCAGCCUGCUCCCCAGCUGAGCGAAGUAAGAUUGAAAAUCUAAUUCAAAAGCUCACAUCUGGCGGUCCUGAAGACCAGAGAUUAGCUGCUGGCGAGAUCCGCCUUCUUGCAAAACGCAAUGCAGAUAAUCGCGUAGCUAUUGCUGAAGCUGGUGCAAUACCUCUCCUCGUUGGUCUCCUCUCUGUGCCCGACUCCCGAACUCAAGAGCAUGCUGUAACAGCGCUUCUGAAUCUUUCCAUACAUGAGAGUAACAAAGGAAGCAUUGUCUCUUCAGGAGCAGUUCCAGGCAUAGUUCAUGUGCUGAAGAGGGGAAGCAUGGAAGCUCGGGAAAACGCGGCUGCAACACUUUUCAGCCUUUCAGUUAUAGAUGAAAAUAAGGUUACAAUUGGUUCUUCCGGAGCCAUAUCACCACUGGUGACACUGCUGAGCGAGGGUACCCAAAGGGGUAAGAAAGACGCUGCCACAGCACUCUUCAAUUUGUGCAUUUACCAAGGAAACAAGGGAAAGGCAGUGAGAGCUGGUGUUAUUCCCACGCUGAUGCGACUUCUGACAGAACCUAGCGGGGGAAUGGUGGAUGAAGCAUUGGCCAUUUUGGCAAUUUUGUCUAGUCAUCCCGAAGGGAAGUCUGCCAUUGGUGCUGCAGAGGCAGUGCCGGUGUUGGUAGAGUUUAUUGGGAAUGGAUCCCCAAGGAACAAGGAGAAUGCAGCUGCAGUGUUAGUUCACCUUUGUUCUGGCGAUCGACAGUAUAUAGCGCAGGCAGAGGAGCUGGGGGUGAUGGCUCCAUUGUUGGAAUUGGCUCAAAAUGGUACUGACAGAGGUAAAAGAAAGGCAACACAAUUGAUAGAGCGUAUGAGCAGGAUCCGGGAGCAAGAACAGCAUGAAGUUCAGAUACAAGCUGAACUUCUACCUCAGAAUGAUGAUAUCCAACCACCACCUUUGAUCAUUAACCUCGACAUUGACACCUGA